UUGAUUAGAAGGGUUCAUAAAACUAAAUGUGCUGCCACCAUAGUAUGAAGCCUUACACAAGAAGCCCAGAAGAGUCGGAACCCGCAAAUCCAGUUUCCGCACUACCCGAGCCUCAAGCUCGGGGUCAAUAGUAACGCGUGGGGAGUGCAUCUGGGGUAGGGCAGUAUGGGAUUCGUUCGCAUAGCCAGCUAGUUCUUUCUCCGGGUCCGAGAUUUUUUUGGCUGGCGCAAGAUCAUUCGGCAUAGAAUCAUUGUGCGUAUCGUUUUUAGGUUCAGUCACAGCGCCGCUGUCAGCUGCAUGCUUCUUCCCGAAGAACCGCAUGGUGGGUUGGGUGAAUGAAAAAUUGACGAGCUGGAGGAUGUGGAGGAAAAGCUGCGAGGGCAAACGAUCUUAUAAGUGCACUCGCAGCAACGGAGGAUUUCCCAUCGCGGGCGUGAUCAAUAUUGGGGGUGAUCUACACACCAAACCACCGCUAUCGGCCACUCACCGACGCGCGAGCUGGGUCGAGCUCAGCCCACGGGUGACGCCAUUAUUGCAGAGGCGGGGAAAGGGGACGCAAAGAAUUGUCGGAAAAGAAAGCUCUCGCCGGGUGUCAAAGCCCUCGCAGGACAUUCACGAAUGGAAGAGAGCGAAUAAUGAUGGAGAAUACGUGCAAAACUUGCAAAAUGAUCUUCGGGGAAACUCUGGGCGACCCCGGGAGUUGGAGAACAAGCCCAAUCACCACGGGAGGGCCAAAGCUUGGAGAAAGCCUAGGUCCGACCACAGAAGUCGAUGAAACGUCGCUUCAUGUCAGGGCAAAGACAGAGAGGCUGGGGAUGCAGGGGAGACUGAGACUCUGCAAGGGCCCUUGCCUCUGGAUAGGUUUUGUCGCGAACUACUCCCAACAUGCAAGAGUGAGG
Molecule: messenger RNA, 899 nt
Organism: Aspergillus versicolor CBS 583.65
Lineage: Eukaryota; Fungi; Ascomycota; Eurotiomycetes; Eurotiales; Aspergillaceae
Exons: 1
Coding region: 320-775 (151 amino acids)
Source: RefSeq, a predicted model, not a curated record